CUAUCUUACUAUAAAACCCUAACAAAACCGAUCUCACGCGACGCUCCUCUCUAAAACCCUCCCCUACAUUUGCCCCCUCCCCAACCAUUGAAACAGCCUCCUAAAAUGGCUGCAGAAUUCGAAGACGGUUCACCCGCCGAAAAGCUCUUCAACCAAGGUUACUCCUACACGUACGACGACGUUAUUUUCCUCCCUCACUACAUAGACUUCCCAACCGACGCCGUUAACCUCUCAACUAAACUUUCGCGCAACAUCCCUCUCUCUAUCCCAUGCGUUUCCUCUCCCAUGGACACUGUUACGGAGUCCUACAUGGCGGCAGCCAUGGCAGCGGUCGGUGGAAUUGGGAUUAUUCACUCUAAUGCAACACCGUCCGAGCAAGCUGAUAUGAUCAGAUCCGUUAAGUCACGCCGAGUGCCUAUUUUGUCGAGUCCAGUUUUUAAGACGCCUGAUUCAAGGAUUGUUAAUGAGUUUGAAGGCGAUGAUGUUCCUUUUGUUUUUGUUACCCAAUCAGGGAAUGAGAAGUCGAAGUUGCUGGGAUAUGUGGCGAAGUCUGAUUGGUUGGGGUUGAAAGAUACAGAAAUUAAAUUGGGAGAGAUUAUGCGCACGGAUGCAAACGUGUCUGUGCCGUGUCAUUAUGAUUUGGGCCAGAUUGAUGGGAAGUUAAAAGAGGAAGGACGUGAUUUUGUGGUGCUGGAGAAGGAGGGAGGAGAGGUGGUGGAUGUGGUAACGAAGGAGGAGGUUGAGAGGGUGAAGGGAUAUCCUAAGUUAGGGAAGGGAACGGUGGGCUCCGAUGGGAGGUGGAUGGUUGGGGCGGCAAUUGGAACGAGGGGGUCGGAUAAGGAGAGGUUGGAGCAUUUGGUGAAGGCAGGUGUUGAUGUUAUUGUGUUGGAUAGUUCACAAGGGAAUUCUAUUUAUCAGAUCGAGAUGAUCAAAUACGUGAAGCAGACUUAUCCUGAGUUGGAUGUGAUUGGCGGGAACGUGGUGACAAUGAGUCAAGCACAGAAUUUGAUUAAGGCAGGUGUGGAUGGGUUGAGAGUUGGUAUGGGGUCUGGAUCUAUAUGCACCACACAAGAGGUUUGUGCAGUUGGGCGAGGACAGGCAACUGCUGUUUACAAGGUUUCAUCCAUUGCCACACAAAGUGGCAUUCCUGUCAUUGCAGAUGGUGGCAUUUCAUUCUCAGGUCAUAUUGUCAAAGCCCUGGUGCUUGGGGCAUCUACUGUAAUGAUGGGAAGCUUUUUAGCUGGAAGUACUGAAGCUCCUGGGGCUUAUGAGCUUAAUGAGAAAGGUUUACGGGUGAAAAAAUACCGUGGCAUGGGCUCCCUUGAAGCAAUGACUAAAGGGAGUGAUCAAAGAUACUUGGGUGAUACUGCUAAGCUAAAGAUUGCUCAGGGAGUCGUGGGAGCAGUUGCUGAUAAAGGUUCUGUUUUGAAGCAUGUACCUUACACCAUGCAAGCAGUCAAGCAAGGAUUCCAGGAUCUUGGCGCAUCCUCUUUGCGGUCUGCUCAUGAUUUAUUAAGGUCAAAGACACUUAGGCUUGAGGUUCGUACAGCAGCAGCACAAGUUGAGGGUGGAGUUCAUGGACUGGCUUCACAUGAGAAGAAAGCCUUUUGAAUCUAACCCUUCCAGCAUUUAUUACUACUGCUAAUGAUCAGUCCUAAAUUCCAAAGUGAUAUUUGAGUACGAGUAGCAUUUAAUUGAACCGCAUGAAUCUGGAAGGAGCUUUGCCAAUCUUACAUGGGUUCUUUCGUUAAAGUCGUAGGUGGUUUUUGCUGGGAAAGCCAGAAGUGCCAUCAUGGUCUCUGCCUCUUGUUGCCUGGCACAAGGGGUGCUCAUCUUCCUGUAUUUUACCAAUUGUGCUUUUUUUAAGUAUAACAGGAUUUUAUGAAUUAGUUAAGCAACUUUCAAAGUUGGUUUUACAACAAAUAAUAAUUCAGUGACUUUAAUGUUUA
Messenger RNA from Populus nigra (black poplar), 1949 nucleotides. RefSeq names its product inosine-5'-monophosphate dehydrogenase 2-like. Gene Ontology annotation, cellular component: cytoplasm. Gene Ontology annotation, molecular function: IMP dehydrogenase activity. NCBI's taxonomy places the organism in Eukaryota, Viridiplantae, Streptophyta, Magnoliopsida, Malpighiales, Salicaceae. Gene Ontology annotation, biological process: GTP biosynthetic process. The coding region runs from base 106 to 1611 and encodes 501 amino acids. The record is from RefSeq and is a predicted model, not a curated record. The transcript has 5 exons.